This is a messenger RNA of Amoebophrya sp. A120, 3853 nucleotides long. Lineage: Eukaryota; Dinophyceae; Syndiniales; Amoebophryaceae. The record is from the annotation of a GenBank genome assembly.
GAUUCAUCUCCUCCUCCUUGGUAUUGAUCCGGAUUUCGUUCUUCAUCUGUGAUCGAGAGCGCCCGGUGAAACAGCUUAUGGUUGCAGGAAAUUGUAAUUGCUUUACGAUUAGCAGAGUAAUAAAUUGGAAGUGGUUUAUUUCCAUUUCGGAUGGACAGCCUACAGCGUAGCUGCUCACCCGAACGUAGCGCAAGGAUGUCGGGCAGUGAAGCAAGUGUCGGUGAUCAUGGUCGGCAAGUCUCACCGAGUGCAGGACGAUCGGACGCGCCGCCGGUCGGCCCAACAUUACUUUCCUACUCAGAGAGCCGCCGCGCAGUCGCCAGAAGAAACCGCUUGCGCUACAGAGCGACUCGAGCAGUGUUUCUCUCGACGGCAGCCACGUGUUCCUCCACUCUCCUGCUCCACCACACCGCAACCGCAGCACAACCUGCUUCACCAUCCGACGCGAUCGUCGUGUCCGAGCCUAUGUAUUCAGAGUCCUCCAUCCUCUUCGACAAAACCGACGGUUUUCUCCAUUCCGACGCGAAGAAAAUGGCUACCGCCGGCGAUGUCUUUUUUUACCGGAAAUUUCAGCAGAUUUUUCAGCAGGAAGACAAGAAACAAACGAAACUCCCGCUCUCUCAACAAGCGCUCUGUGCUCAGUUGGCCGACGAAAAAGCAAUCCAAAUCAACGCAACCACUGGCGCCACGCCCGCAGACGAGGUCGCGAGAGAGACCAUGUUCUACCUGCUGGCGCAGCAGGACUUGAAUGAUGGGAAGACGAAAUGUGUGGACCGGGAAAAGGCGAAUUUUCCGAGUCUGAAGGCGCUGGAUGUGUUAUUGACGGACGAGAACGCGUCCAAAUUGGAGCAGUACUACGCAAUCCGCGGUUUGUCCGCGGCACCAAAAGCAAAGUCGAAGAAGAAAAAGUAUUUUUGAUAUGGAAGUAGAUGUAGAUGGUCCAGGUCGUGUAUAGAUGACUUCAAUUUGUUCUUGUAGCUGUACCUGCAGUUGUGUUGAUCUUCUAUCGCGGUGGACAUAAUUGAUCAUCAAACGCAUUUCUUGCAGUAUUUCGAUUCAAAUGAACUAGAUACUUUCAUCUGAAACUGAAUCCAGGUACCUCGCUCUUCUGAAAUCCGUCUUGGCCGAAGACCAGAGGAAGUCCGCCGCCCCGGGGAGCGCUUUGAUCCUUACCGCACUGGCCAUGGCAAAGGAUUUCCGCGGGAAGGAGGCCGCUGACAUUCCGAAGGACCUCCUCGAGAAGGCAAACGAAAAGUUUUUCGGCAAGAAGUUUGCGAAGAACAAGGAAGAACUACCCGAGCCCCAGGCGCUUUUUGACGCGGGAAACAAGUACGUCGAAGCGUACUCGGUUUUCACCCUGAUGGUCGCGCUUUCGGACCUCCUCGCCGCCAUGGACAAGGGGGAAGAUACUGUAUGGCUCGGCGGUUCGAAAAAGGCGGUGCUCGCGACGCUGCGGAAAACGUUUUUGCAGGACACUGCGGAAUCGAAAAAAAAAUUCCUCACGAACGUGAAGCACGGAAUGGAGAAAGCAGGACCGGCGCACAGGGUACGGAAAGUAAGUAGGAAAAUUAUGGGCGUAUUUGUUGUUUUGCCGCUGCAUAAAAGUUUCUCUCCACCGCAAGUGCUGACGAGAAACAGACGGACAUGUUGAAGCAUAACCUGAAACCGGGUCUGCUCUAUGUCUAUGUGAAACAAAUCGUCAGGCCUUCGCCCUCUUUGCCUUGAAAAGCGCUGCUGCGUCUGGAAUUUUGGAUUUGUCCGCUGCAGAUGUCGUGGUCGCAAAAGUUGUGAGCAGUAACGAGAAGAGCUUGGAACUGAAAGCCUCGGACUUUUUUGGCGCGAAUUUGGAGAGCGUUUUUCUGGUUGAAGAUGGGAAAGAGACGAAGCUGAGUUCAUCGAAGGGCUCGGACGGGACGCUGUACGAGGCGAAGAUCAAGGUGCAACCAGAAAAAUUAUGUCAUGGUUUAGGUUUACUCUUCUUGCGCAUUUUUAUGUUGUUCAUCAUCUUGCUCGCGGCACCCAUACAUAAAAUCUUCAGGCCACCGCACCUACCGACAAAGGCGCGACCGCGAAGUUCAAAGUCGGUUCUAGUAAAACGGGCAAGGCAGCAACUUUCGAACUGUCCUACACACCAAAGGCAACGGCGAGUAGUAGUACUACGAGUACAACAACUAGAAGUUCAACCACUACAUCAACCACGACUACAAAAUCCAAAACUACCACCACUACAACUUCAAAGAAGAAAGAAAAAGCGAAAAACAAGCCAGCAAGACCUCCGACACCAGCGAAGAAGAAGGAACUGAAGCGACAGUUGGCCGAUAAUCCCUACACGGCGAAGAUCAUGGCUUUGACUUUGGAUGUCGGCACGAAGAAGCACCAGGCAGAGACGGCUUUUUCCUUGGAGGACGGGAAGAAGCUGCAGGCGGACUUGAGACUGGACGACACGAUGAGCUUGUAUUUAGAUAUGACGGUCAGUGACGUAGGGACAACUGGGAAAUCGGUCAAGCCGCAGCAGGUUAGUACUACACGUCAUAUGUUGAUGUUGUUUGCCUCCUGGACGAGGUGCGGCGCACUGUAUUUUCCAUUGAGGAGUCAAGGUCUUGCUCAUGUGGAAGGUUCUUCAGCUUCGUUUUCAUUCUGCAAUCCUGAUCCUGAAUAAAGUACGUCUACAUAAGUACAUCAAGAGAAAAAGAACGGAUCUUAUUUACCACCCUCCAGGUUGCCCUCCUCUUGAAGUACCUAGAGGAAAAGUCCGGCGCGAAAAGGCCCCUCGGCCUUCCCCUCACCCAGACCGUGUGGCUGAACGCGAAACAGGAGGAGGACCAGACUAGUUUCGAGCUCAGCUGCGCGUUGAGCUCGAAGAAAUGCAUGCUCGCCUACGACGGAUUCUAUGAACUUUCCAUUAUCGUCGGGGAUAAGCGGAUCAAGAACGCGAUCGAGGAAAAAAUCGGCACGAUCGAAUUCGUCUUCUCCCAACCGAGCGAGAUGACGAUCACGAACAGCAAGUUGCCGAAGCAGGGGGAAGAGCUGCGGAAGGACAGCAGUCUGCACAACGCGCUGGCGACCUCGGAGUUUAAAUAUUUUGCCGCGGUGGAACCGAUCGAGCACAUGUUUCGAAAACCGGAAAAAAGGCCAAAUCACUUGCUGCCAACCAUUUUCGUGUCACUCGUUUGCUUCCUCUUCGGGGUGAUGUGCCUGGCCAUGGUGACAAGGUAGAACAAGAUGUUAGUACGCGUUUAUUGAUGCAGAAGUCUGCAUGAUUGACUCCUGUGCUACAAACUUACUGUUUUGGCGGAGAGGAUACAAAUCUCGCAUGAUACCCAACGCAAAAAAACUCCCUUCAGGUGGAACCUCUCCCUGCUUACCCACAGCAAGACCGCGCUUUUCUUUCUCACCGGCUUGGGGUCGGUCGUGUUUCUCCUGUGGAACUUCUACUUCUAUCUCCCAUUGUUCGGCAUGGUCACGUACCUAGUUCCAAUCUUCGUGGUUCUGGUGUUCCUGGGAAACGCGGAACUGUGUGCGUGUAAGGAGACCAGGUGGCGUUUAUCCAGGGCCAUGGCCGCGGGCGGGAUGGCUGGGAAGAAGGAUUAGACAGGUUCUGGAGAUAGUGCUGGUUGUAGCACCAGCGUCGAAAGGGACAGAACCAACAAGAAGAUACCUACGCACCAAAAUGUUGAUCCGUCGCAGACGCUGCUAGUAUCUAAAAAGAACUUAGUCGUAGCAGCAAUAGAAGAAGAAGACAAAGUGGAUCUUCACGACUGUAGUGAUGGUCAAUUUGUUGAGAAUACAGGAGAGUUUCAGAAUUUGAGAAAAAUGGAAAGCUUUCGCGUCGCUGUCUACGAGCGACAAUGAU